AUGGCUACCAUUCUUCGCAAACUCUUCGGCCGCAAGAAGCAGCCCCCUCUCGUCUGUUCCAUCUCCCUCGAUGACCAGGGCCAUCCCCUGGGCGAUGAUCCAAAUCACAUUCAUACAGCUGCCUGCUUUAUUGAUUUUGAGCCUCUUGCCGUGGUCGAACUCUUUCAAUCUCAAGGCUGCCAGGCGUGUCCUCCUGCCAUUCCUGCCAUUCUCCAGGGGACAAACAACCCAAACCUCAUUCUCCUGACUUUCAACGUCACGACGUUCAACCACUUGGGCUGGGAUGAUACCUUUGCCAAGCCAGCCUGGGACCAGCGUCAAAGAGCAUACGCCAUGAAGCAGCAGCGCAAGACCCUCUCUUUCCCACAAGUUAUUGUCAAUGGGGUUGCCGAUGGCUCCGGUGCUGGCGGUAUGGACAGUGUCCAGGAGAUUGUGCAGCGAGCCAGGGCCAGUCAAAUGAACAGACCUUGGCACAUCUACCUGGAUACAAAUGACACAGAUGUCAGGAUUGACUCUGACGCUGUAAUGGUGGCGGAUCAUGAAAUUAUUCUUGUGGUCUACAGAAGCACUGACGAGAAGGUCAAGAUCCGCAAGGGACCCAAUAAGGGCGUCAAGCUUGACCACCGCAAUGUUGUCACGGAUGUGGUCAAGAUUGGGACGUGGACUGGCGGAGAUGUCACAGUGUCUCUUCCAGCCUCCAAGGAUUCAAUGGCGCCAGGGCAGAAUGCUGUUGUUUUGGUUCAGGAAGGGGGUGCUGGAGGCCCUAUUGUUGCCGUUGCUAAAGUUUAA
Molecule: messenger RNA, 789 nt
Organism: Fusarium subglutinans
Lineage: Eukaryota; Fungi; Ascomycota; Sordariomycetes; Hypocreales; Nectriaceae
Exons: 1
Coding region: 1-789 (262 amino acids)
Source: RefSeq, a predicted model, not a curated record